UGCACCGAGGGCCGCAUGCACUCUUUCCUGCUUCUGCUAAUUGGAUCGAUCCACACAGCCAAGAAAGAUCAGGACGGAGGAGAAGAAAAAGCAGCUCAGAAGAAGAAAGUGAAGGAGCUGAAAGUUCUCGAUUCCAAAUCGUCCCAGAACCUCUCUAUUUUCCUGGGCUCAAACAGAUUGCCAUACGAGGAGAUGAGAAAUAAUAUCUUGGAGGUGAAUGAGAAGGUGCUAACAGAGAACAUGGUGCAGAGCUUACUGAAGCUGUUGCCUGAGGAAGAGCAGCUAAAGGUCUUAUCAGAGCUGAAGGAUGAGUAUGAGGACCUCGCAGAGUCCGAACAGUUUGGAGUGGUGAUGAGUUCAGUAAAGCGUCUAAAGCCCCGGCUCAGUUCCAUCCUGUUCCGACUGCAGUUUGAAGAGCAAAUAAAUAAUGUGAAGCCAGACAUUGUGUCCGUGACUGCAGCAUGCGAGGAGCUGAUGAAGAGUGAUAACUUUGCCCAACUUCUUCAGAUCAUCCUGCUUGUUGGGAACUAUAUGAAUGCCGGCUCACGCAAUGCCAAAGCCUUUGGCUUCAGCAUCAGCUACCUGUGCAAGCUCAGAGACACAAAGUCUGCAGAUCAGAAGCAGACUCUUCUGCAUUUCCUGGCAGAUGUGUGUCAGGAGCAGUAUCCUAAUGUCAUGCACUUCCAUGAGGAGCUUAUUCACCUGGAGAAAGCCAGCAGAGUUUCUGCAGAGACACUCCAGAAAAAUUUGGAACAAAUGGGGAAGCAGAUCAAGAGUCUGGAAAAGGACAUCGAAACUUUCCCUCCACCCCAAAAUGAAAAGGAUAAAUUUGUUGAGAAAAUGACAGUUUUUGUGGCGUCUGCGCGAGAGCAGUAUGAGAAGCUCCAGCUGAUGCACAACAACAUGGAGAAGCAGUACGAAGACCUGGGCAAAUACUUUGUGUUUGACCCCAAGAAGAUGGGCCCUGAAGAGUUAUUCGGAGACCUCAACAACUUUAGGAACAUGUUCCAGCAAGCCGUGAGUGAGAAUCAGAAACGUAAGGAAGCAGAAGAGAAGAUGCGCAGGGCCAAACUUGCAAAAGAGAAAGCAGAGAAAGAGAAAGAAGAGAGACAGAAGAGAAUGAAUUCUGGGCACUCUCUUAACAUCAAUGAUGAUGGCGAUGAGACUGGUAUCAUGGAUGGCCUGUUGGAAGCACUGCAAUCAGGAGCUGCUUUCAAACGAAAGAGAGGUCCAAGGCAAGCAGGAAAUCGAAGAGGAGCUGGAAAUGCAGUGACAAACAUUCUUGCCAAAGAACUGCUGCAGGAAGACCCCAAGCCUAGCACAACCAAAAAGACGAAAAAGGACAGUGAGAGCAAGAAGGCAGAAUCAGCAGAAGACACAGGAUCUCUGGAGGAUCUCUUGGAUGUUGCCCCACCACGGUCUAAUUAGGAACCUCCUGUGCUGGCCCUUUGCUUGGGGGGGACAUUGCUUCGGGACCAAAUGUGAGGAUGGGGUCUCUCUCUUACUCACACUCCCAUGUAAGCCUUGAUGGCCUACCGUUGGCCAAUUUUACUGUAGACAUAGGGGCUGUCUGUUCUGCCCCUAAAGGGAACUUAGAAAAUAUCAUGGUCACGCUGCACUCAUCCCUGUUUUCUGCCCAGUUUUCAUCACUUUUAUUCUAUAUUAUUUUUCUUGAAGGUAAAAUUGGAUCAACCCAAAGAUCUAUUUGACACAUAACAGGUGAUACAUUCCUUGAUAUUUCUGCACUUAGGUUUAGUUAUUUUUUUUUUGUUUGUUUGUUUAGUUGUUUAUCAGUACUUCAUAUUUACACACAGAUAUUCAGUUCUUUCUUGCUUUCUGGAGCCAAGUGUAAUACUAUGCAAAACAUACUGUAUCCAGAGUGUUAAAAGUGAAUUUCCAUUACAUUAGCACAAACAGAGCAAAAAAUGUGCCAACUGAUAGCUUAGAAAUGUACAUACAUCUGUUCAAUAAGAGUAUCUGUUCAAUAAGAGUGUGCCUUAAGUAGACCUCAUUUCUUUCCCCCCAGUAGUUCUUUUGUUUUUGUCUGUUUGUCAUUUACAAGGCUCUAGCUGCACAUCUCUCAGCUAAAUCCAGAGUAGUCUCCCUUUAUAUCUCCACAGUGAUAGGCAGUGUGUGCACAUUUACACACUGCUCUGUAUAAUUACUAACCUGUUGUAAACAUUUAAUAAACAGUUCUGGUUUUUUUUGUGCAUGUCUGAGCGAUAUGAAUAGGCACGUACUGAAUUUCCUGCACACUUAAACACUGCCCAGGAAGUACUGCAGUCUGUUCCUGUUAUCCUGUCCAUGUUUGAUUUAAGACAGAUUUUGAGUUUGCCUGUGCCAGAUGAACAAAAAUUUCAUUCCUUGAAUGCAGGGACGUCUUUAGCUGUCAGAGAAAAAAAAAAGAAUCGGUAAAAUACUUGUUACUGUUCUCUCUUUCAGCAUUUUUGCUCUAAACUAUUUCAAAUUUAUCAGAAUGUUACUUGCUUUUUUCACUGCUUUUAAUCAUAUCACCAAUUAUAUUGUUCGCUAGGACAAUGUGCACGUUACACGGAAGACGUCAGUCAGGGUUUCUGAAAGACAUUUUUGUCCUGAAUGUACCAGAACAUUCUCAUGAUGGGUCUUCAAACACUGGACAUAUGCUUAUUGACUGCAAGGCAAUGUGUGACUGCUCUUGAUGCCAUGCUUAUUACUGUUCAGCUUAGGUUUCGGUUUUAUCCUGAGAACAAGUCUUCCAUAAAGCAGUCUUACUGUAUGGACGACUCUAUAGUAUGUGUGAUAGAGUAACUUAGCGAUCAUAAAGACUCACAUGGCAUUUACUGCACAUUUCUAUUCAUUUAUGGUAACUGAUUGAUUUGGUGAGCAGCAUUACGUCACUGGAUUGAGAAAAAUACAACGCAUAGUCUUUUUCCAUUUUAUGGACAGAUUUUCUAUAUAAAUUUUUAUUGAUUAUUUUUAAUAUUAUUGUAAUUAGAAAUACACUUGGUUAUGUGUGUAUAUGGAAUUUUCUUUAGAUAAAUGAAAGCUUGCAUUUCUGUACAACCCUUGCCAUUAAAAAAAAAACCUUUAGUAGUAUCUCA
Tachysurus vachellii is the source of this 3080-nucleotide messenger RNA. It is a transcript of the gene diaph1, whose product is annotated as protein diaphanous homolog 1. Bases 16 to 1428 code for a protein of 470 amino acids. The record is from RefSeq and is a predicted model, not a curated record. The transcript is spliced from 11 exons. Gene Ontology annotation, molecular function: microtubule binding; actin binding. Gene Ontology annotation, biological process: actin filament polymerization. Gene Ontology annotation, cellular component: actin filament; cytoplasm. Lineage: Eukaryota; Metazoa; Chordata; Actinopteri; Siluriformes; Bagridae.